ACGAGAUGUUUCGUUAGAAAGGCUUCGUUUUACAGAACGACAAAGCUAUUUACAGAUUUUUAACAUAUUUCCCGUGAAAAUUUCUGGUAAGUUUGUUCAUAUUUUUACAUUACGUUCAAACGGGAGCUGACGAGUUCGCAACUAGACUCAAAUUAGUUGCGCUCGUUUCAUUUGUUCACACGGAAAUUCGUGCGGUUAGCUGUGUUCGAAUUGUCCGGCUUCAUACGUCUGUAUUUGAGUAGAAUGUAGAUUUAUCCUGCUUUAUACACAAAUGUUUGCGAUUUCGUCUUGCGCGCAGAGGAAUUGGAGCACAUCGAAAGUAUACGAAUUACCGUGUGAAGUUGUGGACAAACGGGGGCGAACAACACAUGUGCAGAUCCAAAAUCAUUAAGUCUCACGUGAACAGGAAUUAUGCUCGAAUAAUGCUGUUUUACCAAAAUUAUGCUAGUUUUUACUAAAUUAUGCUAUUCACAAAAUACAGUAGUCACAAAUUAAAAUCAUAUCAGCUGGUUGUGUAUGCCUAAGCUUCUUUGUAUGACAGCCAUAACAGCUGUAGGUUACCGUGAUUAUUCGAAUAAACGCCGCGGCGUUUAUUAAAUUUUUGGCGCUCAAGGUACGGCGUUUAUUCGAAGGCGGCGUUUAUUCGAGGGCGGCGUUUAUUGCAAAUUUUGUAACAACAAGUGUGCAUUUAUUGUUUAAUUAAAACUCAACUUCAACACUUACCUUAUUAUAGGAAAUUAACGAUGCACUUUAUUAACGAGACAUAAAUUAACGCGACAUCAAAUUAAAGCGGAUUGCUUCUAGGUCUUUUAAAACAUGAUUAUAUUAACGCGAUUCUGAUCUCCAUGGUUGACAAAUUAAUUAAAUUAACGCGAAUCGGAAAAUAUAGACACAACAACAACAACAAAGGUUUAAUGUUAAGAGAAGCACUGAUGUUUUUAUUUUACGUUAAUAUGCUGUAUUUUGAUAUUAACAGAGUUAGUGUUAUAUAAAACAAAUCUAAGUAUUUUUAACUAACGAUAAAUGAAAAUUACAUACUUAAAAUUAACGAUCACAUAAAUUAACAUUAAUUAAAUUAACGUGAAUUUUAAAAAUCCGCGUUAAUAAAGUGCAUCGUUAAUUUCCUAUAAUAAGGUAACCCAAAAAACUAAGAAUAAAGUUCAUAUGUUAUGACGUUUAAAAAUAGGCGUUUAAUAAUAUUUUUGCUUGUCCCGGCGGCGUUUAUUCGAGGGCGGCGUUAAUUCGAGGGAGGCGUUUAUUCGAGUAAUUGCGGUAUCUCCCGUCGUUGCUUGACGCCACUGAUUUUUGAUGAGAGUGUGGAGGUGUGGACUGUCCGAUAUUAUGUGUACUUCCCGUGCUUACUCCAGUGUCUGGACGACUACUAGCGCUAUGAAAAUAGAUUGAACAAAGCUUUAAAGCACCAGUAUAGGGAAUAAAACAUGCCAUGGUUACAGUGUCAGUAAUUAUAUAAAAUGUCCUAGUACAAUCGAGAAAAGCCUACCCCUAGCCCCUCCCCCAUGCUCCGCCUCCACUGAUUGAACAAUUUUAAUCAUAGAGAUAUUAUUUUUUAGUUAUGUUUCCUAUUGUUCCUCGUUCCAAAGCCCAUGGGGUGGACUUCUGCGGCGAGGAUUAUUUAUUUUACGGCUACCACUACAUCAUUCGCUCAGAUGCUGGUGUUUACAUGAGAUCACGCAAUCUGAACGAAGGAAGUAAUAUAGAGGUAUUUGACUUGCACUACUCGUGCAAGGGAGGAGAUCACUACCUUGCUAACAAUGGCUACUUCUAUAUCAUCAAUGGUACCAAAUACCGAAGAGUGACAAACCUGAAUACUGAUGCCAACGCUGUAGCCCACCCACUCCAUCCCAAUUGCCAAGGUGGAGAUCACUACUUGUCCAUGUGUGGCAAAUUUUACAUCGUCUACAAAGAUCGAGGUGUCUACAGGAGGACUACUGACAUGAACAAAGAUUCGAAUGCGGUGGAAUAUCCUCUCCAUUCCAGUUGCAACGAUGGCCUUUACUACUGGGGAUGUGGCCAGUACGCCUACGUUGUUAGAAACGGUGAUUGGGGUCCUCAGUAUCAUACGACCAGCAAUAUGAACAACAACUCGGAUAACAUUGACUAUUCCUUUGCCAUCGAUGUCGUUAAAUUUCUUCCUGGUGGAUUAGCGACCACACACGGACGCGCUUUUGGAACAUGGAAGCUUUUAAAGUGUUUCGAGAAUACAUCUCAGAUUACAGUUGAUUGGUCCAAGCAAGUCAGCCACCAAACGGGAGCAAGGAGAACAAAACUGUCAAGUAUCGAAAAUAAUUGGAACUUCACGAAAAGCGGGAGUAUUGGUGGAGUUAUUCCUGAAAUUCUCGUCAAAUACCAGCUCUCUCUGAAUGCAAGUUAUGGCGGAAAGAGUAUUGACACCACGACGGAAAGCUGGGAUGAUGUGACGACGGUGACAGAGACAGUAAAUGUAUCGGUAUCUCCUGGCGAGCAAAUCUGUUUCUGGCAGUACAAAGUUGGCUUGGGGGGAGAAGAUUUUCUUUUCUGUCCAGAAAUGAAGAUGACCGAUUGUAAAGUUCCCCCUACAGAAACACCUCUGCAUUCCGUAUAAUCUCUCCAUAACCUGGCUGUUUUUGCCUUUGAGAAACAUAACAUUACCCAAACAAUCAAUAUUUUGUCGGCAUCUAACUCGAUUGAAUAAUAGUUGAGGUGAUUUUUCUGUGUUGGUGUUGUGUACUCAGGUGAAUAAUAAGAUGUUUGUGAUGUUACUCUGAGUGUAUAUCCACACCGGACGAGCUUGAAAAAUAUGCCCAGCCACGGUGGGAAUCGAA
Messenger RNA from Paramuricea clavata, 2822 nucleotides. Lineage: Eukaryota; Metazoa; Cnidaria; Anthozoa; Malacalcyonacea; Plexauridae. The record is from the annotation of a GenBank genome assembly.